CGGAAGUCCCGCCUUCCCCCGGAGCCUGUUCCGGAAGUGGCGCUGGUUGUAGCGGGUGUGAUGGCUUCAAGGUUACUUCGCGGAGCUGGAGCGCUGGCCGCGCAGGCCCUGAGGGCCCGCUGCCCUAGCGGGGUGGCUGCCGUCCGUUCCAUGGCUUCCGGAGGCGGUAUCCCCACUGAUGAAGAGCAGGCGACCGGCCUGGAGAGGAAGGUCAUGCUGGCGGCCCAGAAGGGACUGGAUCCGUACAAUAUACUAGCCCCAAAGGGGGCUUCGGGCACCAAGGAAGACCCUAACUUAGUCCCGUCCAUCACCAACAAACGAAUCGUGGGCUGCAUCUGUGAAGAGGACAACAGCGCUGUCGUCUGGUUCUGGCUGCACAAAGGCGAGGCUCAGCGGUGCCCGAGCUGUGGAGCCCAUUACAAGCUGGUGCCCUACGAGCUGCCCCACUGAGCCCCACGGACUCCCCCGGAAUAUGCUGUAAAAUCUCUUUCCAAUAAAGACGAGCUGGGCUUCAGCUCCUUCCCUCGGUG
Messenger RNA from Chinchilla lanigera (long-tailed chinchilla), 530 nucleotides. Its product is annotated as cytochrome c oxidase subunit 5B, mitochondrial. Gene Ontology annotation, biological process: mitochondrial electron transport, cytochrome c to oxygen. The transcript is spliced from 4 exons. Gene Ontology annotation, cellular component: mitochondrial envelope. The record is from RefSeq and is a predicted model, not a curated record. Lineage: Eukaryota; Metazoa; Chordata; Mammalia; Rodentia; Chinchillidae. The coding region runs from base 61 to 450 and encodes 129 amino acids.